Messenger RNA from Trichophyton rubrum CBS 118892, 1200 nucleotides. RefSeq lists its product as uncharacterized. The transcript has 2 exons. Bases 222 to 983 code for a protein of 253 amino acids. Lineage: Eukaryota; Fungi; Ascomycota; Eurotiomycetes; Onygenales; Arthrodermataceae. The record is from RefSeq and is a predicted model, not a curated record.
GAAGGAAACAUCAUCAGCUACAUGCAUUGCUGGUCCGGAAACCCGCAAAAGGCCUGUAUCAGCCAGCCUCGCCUGGGUGAAUCUGGAGAUAUAAAGAGGCCUGUCUAUACCCCUCGAUCGAAGGUCUUCUGUCCAUCAUCAUCAGCAUCAGCAUCAUCAUCAUCCAAAACAAUACAGCAACACUAUAAAAACAACCCCCCUUCCAUCCACCUAUAUACAACAUGUCUAAGCCAACUAUCGCCUUGGUCCCCGGUGCCUGGCACACCCCAGCACACUACGAGGAGUUCCUCGCUAUCUUCGAAAAGGCCGGCUACCCAACCGCCUGUCUCCAGCUGCCCGGCGUUGACUCUGCCGCUCCCAAGGACGAGACCGUCGCCUCCAACGCCGCCUAUCUCCGCGAGAAGCUGCUGCUCCCUCUGCUCGACGACGGCAAGAAUGUCGUCCUCGUCAUGCACUCCUUUGGCGGCUGUGUUGGAAGCGUAGCCGCGGCCGGCCUCAGCAAGAAAGACCGUGGCUCCAGCGGCGGCGUCGUCGGCCUCAUCUUCAUCGCCGGCUUCCUGGCCAAGGAGAGCAUGUCUCUCUUUGAUGCCCUGGGCGGCAAGUUCGACGACUUUGUCAACGUCGAUGAGGCCACUGGCCAGCUUACGCUCGACAACCCAACUGAUGUCCUCUUCCACGAUGUCCCGGGCGACGUUGCUGCAAAGGCUGCUGGCCAGCUUAAGCAGCAGGCCAUGUCUGUCCUGAAGAGCUCCAGCUCCGCUCCAGCCUGGCAGGAGGAGUUCUACAACGGUGGCCGACGAGGAUACAUCCGCGCCACCCAGGACCGCUGUGUCCCUGCUGCCAUCCAGACCAUGAUGCUGGACAAGAGCGGCCUUGACUGGAACAUCAAGGACAUCGAGGCCAGCCACAGCCCUUACCUGAGCCGCCCCCAGGAGACCUUUGAUAUCAUCAACGGCAUGAUCACUGCCAUCUGGGGCCAGUGAAGGAUAUGACCAUAGAUAUAUGCAUGAGAGCGUGAACGUGAGAUGACGGAUAAUAGACAGCAUUUAGUUCCUAAUCAAAGUAUAGAUUUUUUCAUUUCUAAAAAGGGUCAAACGUACAGUCAAGCUAUGUAGCCAAACGGCCCAUGAGCGGAGGUCUAUCAGUAGCUCUACCAUCUAGAGGUUUUCUUUCUUAUUUUCUUUUCUUUUCUUUUCUUUU